CUUUAAAAGUUUAAGCUUCCUAGUUUUGCUGUUUUCUUCACAUGCCAUUACUAUUUUAUUCUUCUAAGUUUCAUUGUUACUUGUGAAUCAAACCAUUGAAAAGUUCUUCACUUGGCCUUCAAAAGUCAAUGCCUCUCUCUGCAUUUGCAUUGUAUUAUGUAAGAAAACUCUCAGAAAUAACCUGAAUCAGUGACAAAGCCACACCAGAACCAUCAAUGGUUAACUCCUUCAAAUACCCUUAGAAGCAAAAAAAUUGUUAAGCCAUCUUUCACCAAUCACCUUAGAAACCUUAGAAAAUCAGUGACACCAUGUGUUGCAGAGACCGCUGCAUACGUUGCAUUUGCUGCACAUUCAUCACCCUCGUAUUGCUGUUCAUAGUUUUCUCAAUCAUCUUCUGGAUAAUCAUCUCUCCAUCAAACGUGAAGUUCCAUGUAACUGAUGCCUCCAUCACACAAUUCAACCUCACAAACAACAACACCUUGUAUUACAACUUCAAGGUCAACGGCACAGUGAGAAACCCCAACAACAACAUCGUAGUGUACUAUAGGAGGAUCAAAGCGAUAGCUUGGUACAAAGACAAUGAUUUUGGUCGGGUAACCUUAACACCCUUUGACCAAGGCCACAAGAACACCACCGUCCUUCAGGUAUUGUUUGAAGGGCAAAGUUUGCUUAAGCUCAGACGUCAACAACUUGGUGAGUAUAAAGAAGAGACAAGUGUCGAGGUUUACAAUGACAUGGCUGUGGAUUUUGAUUUCAGAAUCAGAGCCAAGUUUGGAAAGUUCAAGAGUAGUCGUUUCAAUCCUCCCAUCGUUCAGUGUCGGCGUUUGAGUGUUCCUUUGAUUUCUAAGGGUAAAUCAUCACCUCCUUUUAGCGUCAGAAACUGUAGAGUUGGUCGUUCUUUCUUUGUUGAUCGUGAUGCUGAAGCUGAAUGAAACUUCUAUAUAUAACACCCUAUAUUGUCAA
Messenger RNA from Vigna angularis (adzuki bean), 963 nucleotides. RefSeq names its product NDR1/HIN1-like protein 10. NCBI's taxonomy places the organism in Eukaryota, Viridiplantae, Streptophyta, Magnoliopsida, Fabales, Fabaceae. Gene Ontology annotation, biological process: defense response to other organism. The record is from RefSeq and is a predicted model, not a curated record. The transcript has a single exon. Bases 309 to 932 code for a protein of 207 amino acids.